UUUACAUUCCAAAUAUCCGACAAAUAAGUUUAAGUUGUGUGAGAGUCUUUCCUGUUCGAAAUGGCUGGUGGAAUGAACUUAUUCGGGAUUUUCAUGCUUCAAUUAAUGGCCGUAGCACUGUUUUCUUUACAUGCAGAAGGCCAAGGGUUGAAAGUAGGGUUCUAUAAGAAAUCAUGCCCUCAAGCCGAGGUGAUAGUAUCUAAGGUUAUCAGCGAUGUUAUGGCUGUAGCACCAUCUCUAUCUGGCCCACUUUUGAGAAUGCACUUCCACGAUUGCUUCAUUAGGGGUUGUGAUGGAUCUGUGCUGCUGGAUUCUCCAACGAAUCAGUCCGAGAAAUUUUCACCACCAAAUCUAAGCUUAAGAGGGUUCAACAUUAUCGAUAGGGUGAAGCUGGCGUUAGAAAAGGCCUGCCCAGAUGUGGUUUCAUGUGCUGACAUUGUUGCAUUAGUUGCCAGAGACGUUACAGUGGCGACUAAGGGACCAUAUUGGGAGGUUGAAACAGGCCGAAGAGAUGGAAAUGUGUCUUUAUUCAUUGAUCCCAUAACCCCAGUGACAGGCUUACCAUCAUUUGCCUCAAACAUCAGUGUUUUGAAACAAUCGUGGGCAUUAAGGGGCCUAAACACAAAAGACCUUGUUGUUCUCUCAGGAGGGCACACCAUAGGGAUAUCUCAUUGUUCGUCAUUUGAUAGCCGGCUCUACAACUUUACCGGUAAAGGUGAUACAGACCCCACCAUGGACCCUAACUACAUUGCAAGAUUGAAGUUAAAGUGCAAGCCAAACGAUCUAACCACUUUUGCUGAGUUAGACCCAGGAAGCUUCAAGACAUUCGAUGACUCCUAUUUCAAAUUAGUGACAAAGAGGAGGGGACUUCUUCAAUCCGAUGCAGCCUUACUCGAUGACCCAGAGACUAGAGCUUACAUGAUUCAAGCUACUAGCGAGGGUUCCACAUUCUUCAAGGACUUUGGUGUCUCUAUGGUUAACAUGGGCAGGACUGGGGUCCUUACCGGUUCUCAAGGUGAAGUUCGGAAAGUGUGCACCAAAAGUAACUAGUCCUGAUUUCAUACUAAACCAAAAUAAUACCUAAAAAUAUGUUGGCCGAUAUACGUUUGCAUGUUGAUUUAAUCUCAUGCAUAAGAUUGAUUAGUGAAUAACAGACAUUCAUCAAAGGGUACUGUGCUACGAGUUUGAUUCCGUACACGUGAUUUUCCCGGUAUGCCAUUCUAUAUAGACAAGAGUUCUUGUCACUAUGUAUUCAAUUAAAUUUUUCAAUGUUUUUUACAUUAUUUUAAGUGUAUUAUUCUUGAUUUGUUGCUUUUUAAAUGAAAGACAUCCAUCAAAGAGUGUAUUACCCUAA
Lactuca sativa (garden lettuce) is the source of this 1354-nucleotide messenger RNA. RefSeq names its product peroxidase 27. Gene Ontology annotation, molecular function: heme binding; peroxidase activity. The record is from RefSeq and is a predicted model, not a curated record. Gene Ontology annotation, biological process: response to oxidative stress; hydrogen peroxide catabolic process. Lineage: Eukaryota; Viridiplantae; Streptophyta; Magnoliopsida; Asterales; Asteraceae.